AUGGAAAAAUUAAAUAAUUUUGGAAUUUUUGUGAUUUUCAUGAUUUUUAAUGUGAGUUCUGCAUCACUUCCACAAAAUUUCACCUGUGAUGACUUACACAUGCUUUACAACAAAGCCAAGCAACUCGUGAAUGUUCGCUCACUUUAUGAUGACAUGCUGCAGGACAACUUUGUUACUAUGGAAGACAGAUCUUCAAAGCCAUCAAGCACGACUAAUGAAAAGUAUAGACCAAUAACUGGAUAUGGAAACAAUUUAAAAAAUCCAAAAACUGGAGAAAAAUUCACAUCAUACGGAAGAAUAUUAAAAGCAGCAUAUGAUGAUCAAGUCUACUCAAUUAGAAAGAGUGGCAGAGGAUAUGACUUACCUACAGCUCGAAAUAUCGUCAGAAAAUUAUUCUUAAAUGAUAAAAUUCAUUUGAACAAGUUUGAAGGACGGACACAAAUUCCAAACGUAUUUUUCCUAAUGUUUGGACAGAUGAUCAAGCAUGAUACUGGAUUGAGGCAGUUCAAUAAGAAUAUUGGUGGAGAUAAAAAUAUCAUCAGAUGCUGUGCAAAUUCCAACAAAAUCACACUUCCACCAUCACUCAUGCAUUCAUCAUGCAUCCCAAUUGUCGUCUCGAGAAGCGACACAUUCUAUAAUCCUCGCGAAAUUCGAUGCAUGGAUUUCAUCCGCUCUAAUAUCAUAUCAAAUAAUCCACAUAAAAUUGAGAUAGGUGAGCAAGUAAAUGCAGUCACAAGUUAUUUGGACCUUUCAGUUAUUUAUGGAUCGAGUCAUAAACAAAUGACGAUGGUUAGGAGCUUUAAUGGAGGUCGUUUGAAGAUGAAUCCUAGCAACGUGUUGCCAGUUGAAAAUGGAACAUUUUAUAGUGGAGAUGAUCGAGCUACACAAACGCAGUUCUUGACAGUUGUGCAUUCAUUAUUUAUAAGGAAUCAUAAUAACUUGUCAGAUAAAUUAGCAGGAAUGAAUCCAGACUGGAAUGAUGAAAAAUUAUUUCAAGAAGCACGGAAGUUGAAUAUUGCAAUUUAUCAGAAAAUUAUAUAUGAGGAAUGGCUGCCUAUUUUAUUAGGAAAGGAUAUGGUCAGACUAUUGGAAUUUACUGCUUACAAUGAACAUGCUGAUGCAUCAACACUCAAUGAGUUCUCAAAUUCCGUAUUUAGAGUUUUUCAUUCAUUCAUUCCAUCAGAAUUUGAGAUACGCGAUAAAAGUGAUAAUACCACAAAAAUUUCCGUAUCUGAUGCAUUAAACGCUGAGCCACUCAUGAAUUGCCUUGAAAGUAUUUUAAGAGGUAUUUUGCAUCAAAACAUCAGCUUGACGGGAUAUUCUGAUGAAAUUCUAAAUAAAUUGUUCAAAAAUUCCAACGACGUUGGAUUAGAUUUACUAUCGAUGGAUAUUUUAAGAGGUAGAGACCAUGGAAUUCCUGCAUAUUAUCGAUAUAGAAAAUUCUGCAACGUUAUGCCAUGGAAACUUGAAGUUUUUAAUGAUUUAGCUCCGCAUAUUUCAAAAACUGCAAUCAACAUGUUAAGGCAAACAUACAAGACAAUUUAUGAUAUUGACUUGCUAGUUGGUGGAGCUUUGGAGAUGAUUGAAAAUUCUAGCCAUAAAAAUAUUGAUGAUUUGCCUUUAAUCGGACCAACAUUCCAAUGUAUCAUGUAUGAACAAUUUUAUAGAUGGAAGGCUGGAGAUUAUUAUUUUUAUUCUCAUGAAGGGAGAUUCACUAAGGAUCAACUAAAAUCAAUCCGAGACUACAAACUUGCAAACUUGAUAUGCGAUAAUUCCGACAUUUUAUCAGUUUUAAAGGAUUCAUUUAUAUCUAGCGGGUUAAGCGUAGAUUGUCAAAGCUUACCAUCGAUUGAUUUAUCCUUUUGGAAAACUGAAGCAUGA
Molecule: messenger RNA, 1881 nt
Organism: Chironomus riparius
Lineage: Eukaryota; Metazoa; Arthropoda; Insecta; Diptera; Chironomidae
Source: the annotation of a GenBank genome assembly